This is a messenger RNA of Epinephelus fuscoguttatus (brown-marbled grouper), 6081 nucleotides long. RefSeq names its product TBC1 domain family, member 32 (gene tbc1d32). NCBI's taxonomy places the organism in Eukaryota, Metazoa, Chordata, Actinopteri, Perciformes, Serranidae. The coding region runs from base 151 to 4068 and encodes 1305 amino acids. Gene Ontology annotation, biological process: non-motile cilium assembly. The transcript is spliced from 34 exons. The record is from RefSeq and is a predicted model, not a curated record.
CCAUAUUUCCGACGCUCUAAAAGGCAGCGUGUAAUUUCUUUCCACAGGUUUCCAUAGAGACGCAGCACUCGGUAGCUAGUGGUACCAAAAUGCUAACGUUACCGGAAUGAGAGGCUCUUAUAACUUCAAGCACAAGGGCCAGCAGUAGAGAUGUCUCAGUUGUCAGCUGAAGAUGAGGUGGAGUUGCAGUCUCUACUCAAGCAGCUUCUGAGAAGCAUCAAUGACAGGAUCUCUGGUGCUCCAUCGACUGAAUGUGCUGAGGAGAUCCUCCUUCACCUGGAGGAGACUGACAAGAACUUCCACAAUUAUGAGUUUGUCAAGUAUCUCCGUCAGUACAUGGAGAGCUCUCUGGGGACUGUGGUGGAGGAGGAGACUAAGAACUUAACCAGAGGAGAUGGGCAACAUGCAAUAGGCUCAGGUCACGACACCUUGAUCCACGCUGUCACCCGAAGGACCAGAGACUCUGCUGAGUACCAGCAGAUGAUGCAGACCUUGAAAAACACCAUGAUCAUGGUGGUGGAGUCUUUGAUCAACAAAUUUGAGGAGGACCAGAUGAGGAAGGAGGAGAUGCACCGAGAGAAGCAGCAGCAGUCCAACAGUCAGUACACUGACAACUGCUCUGACAGUGACUCCUCCUUUAACCAGAGUUAUGCAUUCAUCAGACAAGAGCAGCUGCAAGCCUUGGCUGAAAAACUUGACUCCAGCAGACCUAAAGAGGUGCGUUGGGAGGCUCUUCAGGCCCUCUGCUGCGCCCCUCCGUCUGAUGUGCUGAGCUGUGAAAGCUGGAGCAGCCUGCGCAGGAACCUCUCUGCAGCUUUGACCGACCCCGACCUCAGUGAUAAUGUGCUGCAGUUUUUUGCUAAAAGCUUCUCUUCCUCUCCACUGAAUGUGACAAGAGAGAUCUACACUAGCUUAGCUAAAAGUGUGGAGUCAAGUUUUCUCUGUCACAAGCUAAGCUUUCCAACUGGCUCGGCUACUGUCGACAUCAACAGACCUGAGAUCAGUCGUCUCCUCAAACAGAUUCGACUGAUGAAUGACUUUCAGAAGGAGGUGACAACAUUCUGGAUCCGCCAUCCUGAGAAAUAUAUGGAAGAAGUUAUAGAGAGCACCUUCUCCCUGCUGUCCUUCCAUCAUGAACAUGGCUCAGCCUCAACAGGGACAGAGAAAGCCCUGGAACCCAUCCACCUACUGGCCUUACUAGAUGUUAAAGCUACCUGGUUUAAAAAGUGGAUGCAUGGAUACUACAGCAGGACUGUAGUUCUCAGACUCCUGGAGAGAAAAUACAAGUCUCUGAUUGUAGCAGCCCUUCAGCAGUGUAUCCAGUACAGUGAGUCCUGUGAGCGUUCAACAAAUGAGACAACUGAUCCCCAGUCAGCUGAGCAGCAGAACACUGGUUCAGUUCAGAGGAGAGUUUACACAGGAAAAGAGCUCGAAUAUGCCUUCUUUGUCCACUCGCUGUGUGUCCUAGGGAAACUCCUCAUCUACACCAAUGGCAGGAAGCUGUUUCCCAUCAGAGUGAAGAAGCACAAAGAUCCAGUCAGCCUUACGGACCUGGUUGUCAUACUGAUUAACAUCAUGUACCAACACCCCAAUCCUCCGCACAAUGACACCUCACUCUCAGACUCACUGUCGCCCAGCUGUCUGGCGAUGGAUGUGCUGUGGAUGCUGUGUGAGAGGACUGAGUGUGCUGCAGACUGUCUCUACCAGACCCCUGUAAUAGAGACACUGCUGGCUCCUGUUAUAGCUCUGCUUAAUGGACAGCAGGCCAAAUUAAAAUCUCCUUCAGCAACACUGACUCUCAUCGCCGACGUUCUGGCUCGCAUCGCAAACACCGACAGAGGAUUAGCUCUCUUCUUAUACGAGAAGAAUCUCGUUGUAACCCACAGUGAGAGAACCUUUCCUGCUCAUGUCAUUGUACAGUUCACCCUCAGGCUGCUGGAUAAGGAGCUGUCAUCACUAAGUGAAUCCGACGUGUCCCAUACAUCAUGCGGAGCAUUCAUCUUUGUCUGUAGGCAGAUAUACAACACCUGUGAGGGUUUGCAGGUGCUCCGACCCUACGGCCUGCACAAGGCUGUGGCUGCUGCAUGGAAAAAGACCAGUUCCUUGUCAGAAAGGGUUCCAACCCCGGUACCUGGAGCCACCACUGGAGCCUCCAUCCAAGAGCUGCAGAACAUGCUCAUCUGGGAGGAGACAUUGUUGGACAGCCUGCUGAACUUUGCCGCAACUCCGAAAGGCCUGCUGCUGCUCCAGCAGACAGGAGCCAUCAAUGAGUGCGUCUCCUACAUGUUCUCCCGCUUUACUAAAAAACUACAGGUGAGCCGCUGUGAGAAGUUUGGAUACGGGGUGAUGGUGACACAGGUGGCAGCAACUGCUCCAGGGGUGGCAGCAUUGCACAGUUCAGGUUUUGUCCGGACGCUGGUACUAGAGCUAUGGUCUGUUCUUGAAUGUGGCAGUGAAGAUGUUGGGGUGGUCCGUCCCAAGCCCACACCCAUGGACCCGAUAGAAAGAAGCUGCCUCAAGUCUUUCCUGUCCUUGGUGAACCUGCUCUCCUCUUCCCAAUCGGUGUGGGAGCUCCUGGGCCGGCAGCCUCUAGCCAACAAGAGUGAAUACACCCUGAGAGAGAUGCCAACCUCCAUUCCUGAUCUGAUUGACAGGCUGAUUGCUGUGAAUUCAGAUGCGAAGAUUCAUUCCCUGUUUCACUAUGAGCAGUCUCACACGUUCGGCCUGAGACUGCUCAGCGUGCUCUGCUGUAAUCUGGACUCCUUUCUGCUGCUGGAGAGCCAGUUCAACAUCUGCUCCAUGCUGCUACAGAGUCAGAGGGAGAACGUCACUGAGCUGGACACCGAUAAAGGGAAGUUCAUUAUAGACAGUGUAUCAGUGGAGAGGAAUCAUGUGCUGGUUCGCAUCAGUGUGGUGGGAGGUCCGUCUGAGAGGAAGCUUCCUCCUCGAGCACUGCAAGAGGGAGAAGAGCCUUACCCCUGGCAAAUGUUUUCAAGUUACCCUUUACCUCCCUGUUACACUUUGGGCCCAGCAAAGAUCCAUCAUAGCUCACAAGACUCUGAGAUCAGCUCAUUUCUGGCGUCUUCUAAAGACUCAAAGAACGAAGAGGGCUGGAUGGAGGCCUGCCGGAGACAGUACUGCAAAGUCAUGACCUCCAAACCCAACAUGCUCACUGGAAAGGUGCUGGCUGACCUUCUGGAGAAGGUUGUGGCCCAUCUAUCCAACUCUGCCACAGAGUGCUUCUUCUCUCCGGCUCAGUACAAAGCUUGUUUUACAGCAGAGGAGAAGAGUGUGGAGAGCACUGUGUUAUCAUCUGUGGAGCAGCUGGGAAUCAACACCUGUCUCAGGUACGGCAGCUACCUCAAGCUACUGACAGAAGAUGCUGUGAACGACCUGACGCUGCUAAUGAAGCAUAUUAAGAUCUUCUUGUCCACACAGAGAGUCAAAACUGCUUCAGACCUCAUCACUCUGCAGGACGGUUAUCCAGGAAAUGACUGGCUGGCCUCCACAGUGUUCCUCAUCAUGGCUGGAGAUGUUAACCGGUCUCUAAAUUUGCUUCUCAACCUGUCCUCUCUGCUUACCUCUGCAUUCAUCUGGCCAGCGAGGAUACAUUCCUCUGUCCAUGUUCCUGUGGAAGUAGCUGAAUCAGGAAUCUCUCCAGUUUACUGGUGCACAGCUCACUACGUGGAGAUGCUGCUGAAAGCUGAAGUUCCUCUGGUCCACUCCGCCUUCAGGAUGUCUGGUUUCACUCCGUCACAGAUGUGCCUCCACUGGUUGACUCAGUGUUUCUGGAACUAUCUGGACUGGACAGAAAUCUGCCACUACGUUACCACCUGUGUGGUGAUGGGUCCUGACUACCAGGUGUACAUGUGCGUAGCCAUAUUCAAACAUCUGCAGCCAGACAUCCUACAGCGCACACAGUCCCAGGAGCUGCAGGUCUUCCUCAAGGAGGAGCCAAUCCAGGGCUUCAAGGUCAGCGACUACCUGGAGCUCAUGGAUAGACUGGAGCGCAGCUACAGACACAUUGUUCUCACCGACAUGAAAACCAUUCGUAACCCUGUCGAGUAAGAACAAGCUGAAAGUCUCUGUGUUCCACAAGUAAGGACAGAUAGUUUUAAAGUGGACAUUGGACAACUUUUAAUCUGCCUUAAAGUUAUUACAGCUUGGUUAAGAUUUUAGCAAUAUUACACAAGAAGGUGUGCUUUACUGUCUUUACUGGCACAAUGGUGAUGCGGCUUGACCAAGGCGCUUGAUUCAAACAUUACUGGACAACUCCAGAAGGUUAUAAAGUCCAAAUCUCAACAUUUAUUUAUAAGAUACAGAUGUUUGUUUGUUUUUUCAAACUUCACAUGUUUUUAUUCAACAAAAUAUUCUGCUUCAAUUCAUGUUUGUUGAUGUUCAGCCUAUUCAAAAAUAACAUUUUCCCUAUGGUUACAAAACUGUUUGCAUUCUAGGCGCCUAGCGUCUCAUGUACCCACACAGAUCUCCGUUUCCCUGUGCCCAACAAACUAUUUACUGACAGCCUCUCACCCUCAACCAGAGCUACAGCAAGUACCCUCUGCCUGAAUGUUUUUCUGUCCAAGUACCAACAUAUAGUAUCCAUCCACUGAAGGGUCACACAUUAAAUUGCCUUCUAAGUACAAACAAGAACAUGCUAAAUUUCUAAAAAAGUGUCUCACUUGUUACCAAAUCACAUACUUAACAAAUCUGGAGGGAAUUGAACCUAGGAAUCUUUGUGAAAUUAAAGGAUAAUCAUGGUGAUACUCGUAUACAUAUAUAUAUAUCUAUAUAUAUCUAUAUAUAUAUAUAGAUAUAUAUAGAUAUAUAUAUAUAUAUAUAUUAUUGUUAACAAAUCAACAAAAAGACCAAAACCAACACUAAUUGAUCCUGCUAAUGUCCCACUACUGUAAACACUCAGUGUGUAUUAAUGAUAAUUAAUGUGCAUCAAUCUGCAGAUGAAACUUUCCCUGAACAUAUGCACUAUUUCUGCAAUGUGUCCCUGUAAACCGGUGCGAAUGAUAUCUUACGAGAAGUUAUGCACACGGUUUGUAUGAUAUCUUAUAAUUCAGCACCAUGAUGUCCUAUAAAUUAUCACCCCUGCUGGUUAGGUUAGGUUUAGGAAAAGAAUCAUGGUUUGGCAGCAUCAUGUUGCAGACCUAAUGCGACACAGCAACUUGACAUACAUAACUUAAAAUAACAGGACAGGACAGGACACAAACAAUGCCCUCCAUAGUCAAAGUCCUGUGUUUGUUUGAUCCAAACACAGACCCAACUGCCUCCCUGUGUGGACUUUGUCGCUCUUUAUAUAACUUGACCUGACUUCCUCCUAUGCUCCUAUAAUACCAACAGGCAGCUUGUAGCAUAUAGGCCUGCCUCAUAGUUAUUUCGGUUAUAUGUGAAUUGUAGAGCAUUUCUUUUCAUAGGUGUAAAUACUAGCAGUUAAUGAACCUGCACUAUUCACUCCUGUUUGGGUAACAUUUUCUAAAACCUUUAGUGCCCAGCUGUUUCAGGUAAUUACCAAACCUUUUUUAAAAACCAAAGCUAAUAUUCUCGACACAUUUUUAAAGAUUUAUGCCCUUGAUAGGAUCAAAGGGGCUUCUUGUUGACGAAUGAGGCUUUGGAAGUCGGAAAGUAUUAAGAGACUGAAUAACACAUUGUUGGUGUUGACCUUUUCACGGGAUUUGCUGAUCAUUUGAAACAUACAGAAUACCACCAGCCUUAUCCUUUGAUGGAGUUGCAGGCUACAUCCUUUCUUGCUACAGCGCAAAAUGUUACCAAUAAUUUAACAUCAUUUUACUGUAUGUACCUGUAACAAGUUGCACAUGACAUUACAUGACUGAACAUGAUGUAAAUACUGUAUGUGAUGAUCGUGAACAACUUGUUUGAAAGAUCACGUUUUAAUUCUGUAUUUAUUUUUUCCUACUGUGUAAAUAUCUAAUAUGUUUUGUACGUGUUCAGUAAGAUGUUAUUGUAUUAGCUAUUAAAUGAAGCAGUUGUUUACAGCUGUGAAUGGAUUUGGAUUUGGCGUGAAACAACAAUCAUGUUGCACUUUGUAAAAUAUAAAGUGUUUGUCCAAAUAAA